This is a messenger RNA of Lycium barbarum (goji berry), 2145 nucleotides long. Its product is annotated as probable LRR receptor-like serine/threonine-protein kinase At3g47570. The transcript has a single exon. Gene Ontology annotation, biological process: protein phosphorylation. The record is from RefSeq and is a predicted model, not a curated record. The coding region runs from base 1 to 2145 and encodes 714 amino acids. Gene Ontology annotation, molecular function: ATP binding; protein binding; protein kinase activity. NCBI's taxonomy places the organism in Eukaryota, Viridiplantae, Streptophyta, Magnoliopsida, Solanales, Solanaceae.
AUGGAGUUUCAGUUCUUGAUUAAGCUUCAAAGGUUUUAUGUUUUUCUCAAUUCUUUAACUGGUGAGAUCCCAUUUUAUUUGGGCAAUUUUUCUUCACUUAAAAGUCUCAGUCUAGGAGGAAAUAAUUUCCAUGGAAGGAUACCUGAUGUUUUUAGUGGACUAAAAAAUUUGGAGCUUCUUGAAUUAGGACAGAAUAAUUUAUCUGGAACCGUUCCUUCAUCAAUAUUCAACUUGUCAUCUUUGCAGAUGCUUCAGUUAGAAUUCAAUCAGCUUGAAGGGCAGUUUCCAUCAGAUAUAGCAUUCACUCUUCCAAGAUUAGUGCGAGUCAAUCUCGUGGACAAUCGAUUAACAGGGAGACUUCCUCCUUCAAUAUCAAAUGCCACAAAGAUUAAGUUUUUAGCUGUUGAUAACAACGAUCUCACUGGAAAUGUUCCUUUUUUGGGAAGCCUCAAUGAUUUGUACUGGCUUGGACCAUCUGUCAAUCAUUUCGGAAAAGGGAAGUUGGAGGACUUGAGUUUUAUGUCUUCAUUACAAAAUUGUACCGCAUUAAAAUAUUUGUUGCUUCAAAACAAUAAUUUUGGAGGAAUCUUGCCAAGUUACAUGGGAAACUUGUCCAACCUUUUGUGGUUUACAAUAGGAGGGAAUCUCAUACAUGGAAAGAUCCCAAUGGACAUUUAUCUACUUACGAACUUGAGGGUACUUGGUUAUGAAUAUAACCGUCUCACGGGUAGUAUUCCAGAGUCUUUGGGAAAACUUAUUCAACUAAAUGUGUUGUCCCUCAACAACAACCAAUUCUCAGGGGUGAUUCCAUCUUCUCUAGGAAAUUUGACAAGGUUGACUCAACUCAGCCUCGGAUCAAAUGCUUUAAAUGGUACGUUACCGUCUAGUCUUGGACACUGCAAAUUUUUAUUGCGUAUGACUAUUAGAAGAAACAAUCUUAGAGGUCACAUACCAAGCGAAUAUUUCAGGUCUCUGCAGGCCCUUUUAGAUUUAGACCUAUCAAAAAACCAGAUAACAGGACCUUCUCCUAUAGAUAUUAGCAUGAAGAACUUGUAUUACUUGAGUCUCUCACACAAUAAUUUAUCUGGUGAAGUACCUAGCAAUUUUGAUAGAUUGACUGGCUUGAGGGAGCUCUAUCUUGAUUACAAUGUUCUUCAAGGAACUAUCCCUCCAUCCUUGAGUUCUUUGAAAAGUCUAGAAUCACUUGAUCUUUCACAUAACAACUUUGUAGGGAAGAUCCCCGAAUUUUUCAGUAAACUCUCUUCUUUGAAAUACCUGAAUUUGUCUCACAAUAAUUUGGAUGGUGAGAUACCUAUGGAAGGAGUUUUCACAAACAAGAGUCAAGUCUCAAUUGAUGGAAACAAGCAGCUUUGCGGAGGUGUUCCAGAGCUCAAAAUGCCAAAAUGCACUCAAAUAUCCACAUCAAGAAGAUCACACGUCUCUCGUACGUUGAUACUUGCAACAUCAAUUCCAGGUGGAAUAGUAGCACUAACAGCGGUGAUGUUUCUUCUUUAUUGGCUUAUUAAGAGAAAGAAAAGUUCAAUCUCAUCAGAGAACUCGACGAUGGAUAUUAUCCUCAGAGUGACUUACAAAACUCUCCACAAAGCAACGGAUGGCUUCGGAAAGUUUAGCUCGGUUUACGAAGGCAUUCUGGAUCAGAAUGGAAAACUGGUUGCAAUAAAAGUACUUAAAGUUCAAGUUAGAGGAGCUUCCAAGACCUUUAUAGCAGAGUGUGAAGCAUUGAGGCAAAUUAGACAUAGAAACUUGGUGAGGUUUUUAACAUCUUGUUCAAGCAUUGAUUACCAAGGCAAUGAUUUUAAGGCCCUGAUUUAUGAGUUCGUCGCCAAUGGUAAUUUGGACAACUGGUUGCACCAAAGUGUGGAUCAUGAGGAAAGUGAGGAACAUAGAAGUUUAACCAUGCUACAAAGACUCAAUAUUGUAAUUGAUGUGGCUUGUGCACUAGAUUAUCUUCAUUAUCAUUGUGGAUCACCAUUGCUUCAUUGUGAUAUCAAACCAAGUAAUGUGCUUUUAGAUGAAGAUUUUGUGGCUCAUUUUGGUGACUUUGGAUUGGCAAAGUUCUUACCAGAGGCUAGAGAUAUGCUCUUCACUAGUCGAACCAGUUCUACUAUAAAAGGGAUCAUUUGA